Molecule: messenger RNA, 579 nt
Organism: Malassezia pachydermatis
Lineage: Eukaryota; Fungi; Basidiomycota; Malasseziomycetes; Malasseziales; Malasseziaceae
Product: rheb gtpase rhb1
Exons: 4
Coding region: 1-579 (192 amino acids)
Biological process (GO): small GTPase-mediated signal transduction
Cellular component (GO): plasma membrane
Molecular function (GO): GDP binding; GTPase activity; GTP binding
Source: RefSeq, a predicted model, not a curated record
AUGGCAUCAGCGGCCUCACAGCAGUUGCGCAAGAAGCGAAAAAUCGCGGUCCUAGGCUCACGAUCUGUCGGCAAAUCGUCGUUGGUGGUGCGUUACGUGGAAGAUGCGUUCGUGGACUCGUACUACCCCACGAUCGAAAACGUAUUUGAGAAGACGAUUAAGUACAAGGGCCAAGAGUACAGCUGCGAUAUUGUCGACACGGCCGGUCAAGACGAGUACUCCAUCUUGAAUUCGAAGCAUGCUAUCGGUAUCCAUGGCUACGUUCUGGUGUACUCCAUUGCUUCGCGCGCCAGUUUCGAAAUGAUCCAGACAGUGUACGACAAGAUCUUGAAUUAUACCGGUACAUCGACCAUUCCCUGUGUCCUUGUAGGUCAAAAGAGUGAUUUGCACUCGCAUCGGCAAGUGUCCGAGGCAGAAGGCAAGGAGCUUGCACAGUCUCUGCACUGUGCAUGGAUCGAGACCAGCGCACGACACAAUGCUAAUGUUGCCAAGGUCUUCGAGCUUGUACUGGCCGAAAUCGAGAAGGCGUCAGCACCAGGCGGUCAAGAACCGCAGCCGUCUAAGUGCAUUGUUAUGUAG